AUGGGUAACGGUGCUAAAGCAGCUCACAAGAGAGAAAAGGCAGGAGCCAAGGUAGCAGGUAAAGGAGAGAGUUCUCAAUUGAAGUCCAACGCUGCCGCUCAAACGAUCCAAUGCGAAACUUGUAAAGCUACUUUCCAGGGAACCUCCAAACAACCUCAACUCCAAUUACACGUUGAUAGCAAACACUCCAAAUCGGAUUUCAAGACCUGUUUCCCAAAAUUCGUCGCUGCUUAA
Molecule: messenger RNA, 234 nt
Organism: Kwoniella botswanensis
Lineage: Eukaryota; Fungi; Basidiomycota; Tremellomycetes; Tremellales; Cryptococcaceae
Exons: 4
Coding region: 1-234 (77 amino acids)
Source: RefSeq, a predicted model, not a curated record